UACCUCUCUCCAAAAAUUUUCUUAUGAUUGAGCGAUCAUCCUUUCUACACAAUUCAUCCUUUUUUUGUCCUCUACUUAAUUUUAUAAUAAUAAUAAUAAUAAUAAUUAAAUUAAUUAUUUUUAUUAUGUCCUCCUAUGCAAACUCAUCGGAUUACGGAGUAAAACUUUUACAGCACACACACACAACUGCCGCGGAACCCAAAAAGGUAAUAAUAGAACCCAACAAUCAAUCUAUAAAUAAACCCCUAAUAAACCAAAAAAAUAAAAAAAAAUGGAACCCUCUUUGAUUCAUUUUGACUUCCUUUCAAUUUCAAUGAAGAUUCUUUCUCUCUAGAAAUCUCUCUCUCUGUUUCUCUUGAUUGAAGUUGCUGCUAUUUUUGCUCUUAAAAAAGAGAUAAGAGGGAAUGGGUUGUGCUGGAUCCUCACAGUCUAAAGCAGAUGGGGCUGUGAAGAAGAUUCGGAAGCCAAAACCUUGGAAGCAUCCUCAGCCUAUAACAAAGUCUCAGCUUAUACAGUUGCGUGAUGAGUUUUGGGAUACUGCUCCUCACUAUGGUGGAAGAAAAGGACUGUUGAGCCUUUAUAUACAAAAGGGUGCAUGCCUUCUUAAAUAUGCAGAGCUUCAUGCAGCUAUGUUGGUGGUUGACAGUGUAGCUGGUGAAUCCAGUGGCAAAUUGGGCAGCACUGCUGCUGAAAAGGAAAAAGUUCCACUAGAAUUUGCUGAUUGGGUCAAAGAAGGAAAAAGGAAGAUUUGAUAGAGAAGAAAAUGGUUUGGUAUAAUUGAAAGACUAAGGUUUACCACUGGACAAUACUGUAAAUUUUGUGGAUCUGUUAGUCUCUGUUUGUUAGUUUGUUGACGGAUUUUGCAUAUUUUGUAAUUGAAAUGCAGUAAAGGCUGAUAGUGACUAGUGUUGGGAGUUUGGUAUUUGUGUGAUUUUUGAGGUUGAACCAAUAAAGACACGAGUUAUCAGUGUGCUUUGAGUUUUUUAGAUUAGGAAAGAAAACCUGAAAAAAAGUUUAGAAAGAUCUCAUGUUGAGACAAAAUUAGUAAUAAUCUGACCGAAAUAUCAGUAAAUAAUGGUGGGGGAGAAAGAAGAACAGAAAAGACAUUCAAGAGAGUGAAUUUAGGUGAUUAGGAGUUUUCUUUUGACUAAUAAGAAGCAGCAGACAUGAACAGAUUUUGAAAUUCAUUCUUA
Molecule: messenger RNA, 1193 nt
Organism: Hevea brasiliensis (rubber tree)
Lineage: Eukaryota; Viridiplantae; Streptophyta; Magnoliopsida; Malpighiales; Euphorbiaceae
Exons: 3
Coding region: 405-752 (115 amino acids)
Source: RefSeq, a predicted model, not a curated record